CAGCACUGAGGGCUGAUGGGAAUUCAGUCUUUGGUGCUGGUGAAGGUGUUGUGUGGAUGAACAAAGUUGAGUGCAGAGGAAAUGAGAUUCACCUGUGGGACUGUCCUCUCUCCCUGAAUAACCACACUGACUGCUCCCACAAAGAGCACGCUGGACUCACUUGUGCAGAUGUGUCACUGUCCACUACUCCUGCCACAACAUCAUCAGCUUCUCCUCCAGUUUCUCCUCAAGUGCGCUCAACAUCAGUCUUUCCUCCACAAACUCCUCCACCAGUGUCUUCCCCAGUGCUUGUGAUUGUUCUGGGAGUUGUGCUCUUACUGCUCUUAGUGCCACUGCUUAUACUGAUUCAGCAGAACAGAGUGAUGAGGAGAGCUCUCUCUAAGAGGAGACACAGGAUGAUGUCUGAGGCCAUUUAUGAGGAGAUUCAGCACAUAAACAGUCUCUUCACUCAUAGGGAUGACUUACCAGAAAACUAUGAUGAUGUUGUCAUUGUACGACAGUUGUCCAGUGAUAAACCAGAGGGUGUUCAUGAGGAGUAUGAUGAUGUGAAGAAUGUCUCAGAGUAUAUGAGUGACAUGUUUGACUAUGAUGAUGUGGAGGAGGAACCAGGAAAAACGGGAAGAAACUGACUACUCUUAUAAGUGUUAUAAGUUUC
Carassius auratus (goldfish) is the source of this 655-nucleotide messenger RNA. Its product is annotated as scavenger receptor cysteine-rich type 1 protein M130-like. Gene Ontology annotation, cellular component: membrane. The transcript has 6 exons. The coding region runs from base 57 to 629 and encodes 190 amino acids. The record is from RefSeq and is a predicted model, not a curated record. NCBI's taxonomy places the organism in Eukaryota, Metazoa, Chordata, Actinopteri, Cypriniformes, Cyprinidae.